Messenger RNA from Trichoplusia ni (cabbage looper), 2473 nucleotides. RefSeq lists its product as uncharacterized. The transcript has 4 exons. NCBI's taxonomy places the organism in Eukaryota, Metazoa, Arthropoda, Insecta, Lepidoptera, Noctuidae. Bases 1680 to 2150 code for a protein of 156 amino acids. The record is from RefSeq and is a predicted model, not a curated record.
UCACUUGUCUUAUCAAAAUGAAUCUCUUCUCCAUACAUUUUAAAGUUAUGUAUUGAAAGGUAAUUUAACUGCGAGUGAUUCUGAAGCAAGUAUUAUUCAUCUUGAUAGCAGUCAAAGAAAGAUUUUACACUUUUUUAAAAGUCAAUAGUAGAUUUGAUUAUUGUAAGAUAUUACGACUUUUGCGUCUCACUAUAACGACUUUUCCGCCAUUGAUGUAUUAUAAAACUGAACGCGUGCGAGUCGAACAAGCGAUACUGAGUGGUUUCUAUGCAAAAUUAGUCUCUCAUCAAAUUUAUGACUGUACGAACCGUUGUUUAACCUCGGGUGAUUAUUUUUGUUAUUUGUAAAAUUCAUUUUUCAACCUAUCAGUACGACUCACAAUGUUUGAUCAGUUUCACGACUAUUUUGACUUUCACGACUUUGACUUUUUUGACUUUCCCGACUUUCAUCGAACAGCAUUUCUUUUAUGAUAAGUACAUUAGUACCAUAUUAAUAUUAUUAUGUAUACUGUACAUAGAUUUUAUAUAAUUGUGUUUUGAAAAAGUUAGAAAUAAAUAAUUGUGAAUAAAUUGAUAAUUGUAUUGGUUGUUUUAUUUUUUGACACUUAGUUAAGUUUGAUAGCAAGUCAUUCUUGAAGCAUGCGAUUUUGACACCUGGAGCAAAAGUCGUUGGUUGAAUAAAAAAAAGACUCCUGCACUCAUUUUUUUUCUUUUUUUUAGAAAGGAAAGCUAUUUAAUCCUUGUGUCGCGUUAUUCAAUAAUACAUGCACAAAUUCGGAAGUAUUCCUGGAUCACACAAACGGUUGUCCUACGCGAAGAUGGAACCCGCGACACUCUUGGUGAACUCAACCACAGGGCUUGGUAACCGUUCCAAAUCAGUGUGAUAGUGGUUCUUACUCAGGUUCUUGUCAAAAGCUCGUUCGGAGAGGAAUUGAUUCCCUAUCGAAAUAAGCACUGGGAUAAACCUGGUUAAUUUGAAACGGCAAAUGGGCGGAGCUUAGGCGAAUUAACCAGGUUUCCGAGCCCUGCUCUGACAGUCCACAAACUAAGUUUAUGAUCUCAAUUAUGACUGUAUGUGUUACAAUAUGUAUUUAUAUUCUACCAAUACUGGUCUUCAAAUAAUAACCUUCAUCAUCAGCGGAAUUUUCGUCCACUGGUGGACAUAGGCCUCAUAAAUUGCACGCCAUCGUGUCUUCGGACAAGCAUUGCUGUGUCCCAGGGUGCAAGGAGAGUGGAGGUAUGUCAGCCUUAAUUUUUGUUAUUUUACUUGUUAAAGUAUUAACUGCAUAACAUUUACCAGCAUAAAAGCUGUUCACAUUGUUCACAAGUUUGACAUUAUAGAAAUCGUUGCACUGUCUCAAUAAAAUCUUGUAUAUUUAUAGUAUCUCUGAUGAAACCACUUGGCCAACGUGAUAUACAACCGUUAGAUGAACAUUUUUGUUUAAAUCAUACUUACUGUACCAUUUGCACCCAUUGGUCUAAACCGGUGCUUUCAAUGUUAUGUCUUCUUCGAAGUAUACUCCCGUGCCCUUUUGAGGAAAAUAAAUAAAGUUCACUAUGUAGCAAUGCAACCCACUGAGACAAAGCUGUUAGCCUGAGUAUUGUUUAUGAUUGAGAUCUUGGUUACAGCAACAUUUGUGUUUGUUGACUUAACUUAGUUAUUUUACAUUUAUUUUAGGUAUGCGUCCAGUGCUUCAUAGGUUCCCGAACCCUGAAAGCGAUAGAGAAAGCUUCAAUACAUGGCUUUAUGCGAUCGGUAGUGAUAUAUUGGGCUUGGAAAACAAGCACAUAUUUAAAUACCGCCGUGUGUGUCGCUCACACUUCGAAGAUAAAUAUCUAUGCCGUAACAACAAAAUCAGCAUCAUUGCUGUGCCAACAUUGAAUAUGCCAGCACCAUUAUCACUGAAGAGAUUGAAAUCUGUUGAAAAGAAGCCUUUACAACAAAUUCUGGAGCUGCCAUCAACAUCAUCAGACCCCACUUUAAAUAUUAAAGAUUUGCUGCAUACUUCAAUGAAAAUUGGAAAGGAUGUACAAAAAGAAAAUAUUGAGCCGGAAACUCCAGUGCAUGAGCAUAACAUGCCACUUGGAAAGGUUUCAAUACCCAAGAAAAAUAUGAAACAAAAUCUUGGUAAGUUUGUCUUUCUUUAUUAGUUGACGAAACUAUAGAGAUGUGUUGGAAACCAAUAUCUAAUCAUACAAGAAAAAUAUAUCUAAACCGGGAUCACGAUUCAAUGCCCGCGAGUUGCAUGAACUGCAGUGUAGUUACUUGAAAAUAUUAACCUAAUCUACUUAUAAACCCAGUGGUAGAGCUGUUGGUUUUCCUUCUUCUACUUAAAUAAAUAAGUUUAUUUCGUUAAAAAUCUUUUAAUUUGAUUUUUAAAGUAUUGUUACUUCGUUCUUUUUUCCCCUACAAUACUCAUUCAGUUUAAAUUAUUCAAUAGAGAAUAAUUAUUUUGAUUAAUUUCGCUGUCGAA